Molecule: messenger RNA, 1451 nt
Organism: Fragaria vesca subsp. vesca
Lineage: Eukaryota; Viridiplantae; Streptophyta; Magnoliopsida; Rosales; Rosaceae
Exons: 4
Coding region: 34-1179 (381 amino acids)
Source: RefSeq, a predicted model, not a curated record
CUGAGGGUUAGAUAUCAUUUGGGUUGGGUAGCAAUGGAUUCCAAGGCUCUAGCAAAAUCAAAGAGGGCUCACUCUCAACACCACUCCAAAAAGUACCACUCCCCAAAUCAGAAAGCAAAGGAUGGAGCCAAGCCAAACAAAGCCUCGGGAAAGCAAAUCCCCACAAAUUGGGAUCGUUACGAUGAAGAACUCGAUUCGGGUUCUCAAGAUGCUGCCUCCGACAUUGUUUUGCCCAAGAGCAAAGGCGCAGACUAUACUCAUCUGAUUGCCGAGGCACAGUCCCAGUCCCUGUCUCAGUUCGACGACGAUGUUCUGUCUGUGGAGUGGAAUAAGGGGAUUAUGUCUAUGCUUUCAGCACGGGGGGAGAGCAUUCUGUCGUGGAUUGGGGAUGAUAAUUUUGUUGUGGAUGAUAAGACAGCAGCUGCACAUCAUGAGGUAUCCUUUCUAUCGUUGAAUUUGCAUUCCCUUGCAGAACAACUGGAGAAAGUAGACUUAUCAGAGAGGCUUUUCAUUGAGGCUGACUUAUUGCCUCCAGAACUGAAUCUGGAGGGUCUAGAGUCAACUAGCAGCCAAUCUGCUGAUCAGGCGCAAGGAACAUUCGUUAACAAAGGAGCAAGAGUAAUACCUGAAGCAUCAAUCAGUGGUGAGUUUCCCGACAAGAUCAACGUUGCAGAUCAAGAUAUUGAGAUUAUGUUAUCAAGUUCUCCUGACAGUGAUUGUCUCGAUUCAAACCUGGGAUCAAUUUCACUCAAGCAAAUCGAUGUUGAUCCGAGUAAACUUGGAAAAUCCACCAGACAAUCGAGUAUGAAACCUUUUGCAGACAUUCCGAUCAAGAAUCUUGCCACAUUUGAGGCAGCAACUGCAGAGGAAGAAUUGGAUAUGCUUCUCGACUCAUUUAGUGAGACCAAGAGAAAUGAUCCAUCUGCUUUGAGGUCUUUACAGGAUGAAGCCUCUGUGCCUCCACUUCAAGUUCCUAGAAAAGGUACAGAUUCAUCAAUCCUGGUGGCUGCCAACCUUGAUGAUGCGCUUGAUGACUUGAUGAAUGAAAUAUCUAUUCCGAUUAACCAAGGUGGUCCAUCUCGCCCCCAAGAAAAAAUGGCUGUUCAUGAUUUUCAAUCUUCCCAAACUGGAUCAAAGUCCAAAGUGGAUGAUUUUGAUUCUUGGUUCGAUACACUUUGAUCUGUUGUAACCUAGAAGUCCACAUUGACUUGUAUCUCAAUAGUUUUCAUGGUCACUUUUAGGUCCACAAAGUAGAGAAAGAAUCGUUUGUUUAGUUUAGUGGUCCAAAAUCGUAGUUUUCCUUCUGGAAAUGAUGAUGACCAUCAUGUCCUGUGAUAGUAGCAGUCAUUUUACUUGCAGUUUUUGCUCUCUUGGCGAUUUUGACAUGAAUACAUGUUUCAUUUUCUUAUUAGGAACAAUGAAAAAUGAAAGUUAACCCCCUUUUCUAUGGU